UUGGAAUCGGACACUUGUCAUCCUGUCUCUGUCAAAAUUAGCCAUCUCCAUGCCCGACAAGGCAUUGACCACAACGAGGCUGGCACACAAACUCCUCAAGUGACCAUUGAGGAACAGACUUGGGAUGCUAUCCAACACCCUCCCACUGGCACAACGAAGAUCAUCCAGGAGCAUCAAUCCAAAGUGGAGCGUGUCAGACGUAAAAAUCCACCAGUAACGGCAACAUUUAACCUACGAACAGAUAACGUUAUUGAUCUGCAGUUCACUCAACCUGUUCUUAUUGAAAAACUCGAUCAACAGCAGUCACGACGGCAACAACGACAACAUGAUAAUGAUACAAUAUAUACGAGUGGGCCGGUACAUUCGUUAUACUAUCAGAGUUUUUCCGGCUCUGAUGGUUUGUUAGAGGAAGCUGGUAUACCUACUGCUACUAGUGCUACUACGACUCUAGCCCAAUCUACCGCUCCUCUACGAAGCUCUGUUGUUGAUGAAGCAGAUCUUGGAUCCAUGGCGAGUAACGCAUCCAGUGAUGGUAGCGUAAUUAUUUACGCUGAUGAACGUCCACGUGGACGUGCAUCGUCGGCUGAGGGAUACUUUACCGUCUUUCCAGAAAGGUAA
This is a messenger RNA of Strongylus vulgaris, 618 nucleotides long. NCBI's taxonomy places the organism in Eukaryota, Metazoa, Nematoda, Chromadorea, Rhabditida, Strongylidae. The record is from the annotation of a GenBank genome assembly.